ACAUUGUUCAUCCCUAAUAGUUGCAAAUUAAAUAUUUAUUUGUGCCCACUUUUUAAUUAGGAUAAUAAAUAAUGAGGGAUCGGGACCGUCGUGAGAGAGAUCGUGAGAGGGACAGGGAUCGGGACAGGGAUCGAGAGCGGGAUCGCGACAGACGCCACCGGUCCAAGUCGCCCGCCAGAAGCAGCCGGCAGAGCUCCAAGUCGAAGAAGAAGAAAUCCAAAAAGUCGAAGAAGUACUCCCGGAGGAGUCGCAGCAGCAGUCGCAGCUCCUCGCGAAGCUCCUCCAGCAGCAGGAGCAGUUCCCGCAGCAGACACAGCAAAAGCAGGAGCAGGGACCACAACAAAUCCCGAUCCGCAUCCCAGAGGACCACAAGGGCUCCCAGUUCGGAGAGCAACUCCAGGUCCGCGAUCACAUCCUCAGUUGCCCCUGCCAAAACCAAACCCAUUGAUCUGCUGGACACCAAGGUGCUGAAGGCUCUGGAGACCAUAGACGAGGACUCCUUCAAGCCAGCCUCCUUCUUCAGCUCCCGGGAUUCAAAGGAAUCCUCUGAGAAGGUGAUCAUAGACCUAAACAACGAAACGGUCACAGUUGCCAACAAGCCAGCCAUUGCAGUCAGAAACGAAGAUGUAAUAUUCCAUCCGAACUUCCUUGGCGACCCGGAUCUCAAGGCAGAGAAGUGGCUGCGCAAGCUCUACAAUUACCGCCAGAAGUACACGCAGGAGUAGUCGAGUUCGGACUCUGUAUUUAAGAAACAAUAAACCUAUGCCUAGAAUA
This is a messenger RNA of Drosophila gunungcola (fruit fly), 774 nucleotides long. RefSeq names its product probable splicing factor, arginine/serine-rich 7. The record is from RefSeq and is a predicted model, not a curated record. The transcript is spliced from 2 exons. The coding region runs from base 72 to 725 and encodes 217 amino acids. NCBI's taxonomy places the organism in Eukaryota, Metazoa, Arthropoda, Insecta, Diptera, Drosophilidae.